AUGCGUCGUUUGUUCGUCGCCGCGGUCGCUGCCGCCGGCCUCGCCGGCACCCUCGCCCAUGACUCACACGUCGUGUCUCGUCGCAAGACCCUCGGCUUUGGCCCUGUCCUCCCAGACGCAGUCUUCCACACCGCCCCCGUCAUCUACGAGAGCGUCCACGGGCCCUCCACCGAGCCUCUCGAGAUUGCCCGUGUCUUUGUUGAAAGCAUCGUCCGCGACAUUCCCGGCAGCUCCUUCCAGGUCCGCGAGGACUCGUACACCGACGACGCGACCGGCGUCACCCACGUCUACGUCCGCCAGUACGUCAACGGCAUCGAAGUUGCCGACGGCGACAUCAACCUGAACAUCAAGGAUGGUUUCGUCCUCUCCUACGGCGACUCCUUCUUCCGUCCCAAGGGUGCCGAGGUCUUCUCCACCUCCGACGACGUCGACCCCCACCGCGAGUACUGCGACGUGCUUUCCCGUCAGUAUGCGGAGGCUCUUCGUCACCUUCUUGACCAUCCGUCCCUUCCCGAGCACCACCCUGACCGCAAGGCGGAACUCCAGCUCCGUUUGCUCAGGAAUUGGCACUGCGACCUCCUCAAUGCCCCCGACUUCUUAGCCGUCCACCCCGACUUGACGGCGCAAUCCGAGGUCGCGGACACGUACACCGAUGUCACCCACGCCCUCCUCCAGUUCAUGGCUCAGGCCACCCCUGACCCGUCCCUCUCUCUUAACAUGCUCGAGGAUCCUACCAAGUACCUCUCCGACAUGCGCGUCGUCUUCCAACACGACCUCGUUGGCAGCGGCGUCGUCCCCAGCUUCACUGUCGAGGGCGUCCCUGACGCCGUCAGCCCUGUCAAGGGUCGCCUCGCGUUCGUUCAGGUCCCCACCGGCGACAGCACCAUCCUCAAGCUCGUCUGGAAGUUCGAGGUCGAGAUGAAGGACAACUGGUAUGAAGCUUCCGUCUCCACCGCGGCGCCCCACCGCGUCAUCCAAGUCGUCGACUGGGCCUCCGAUUCCCCUAUGCCCGUUGCGCCUGUCCCGAAGGACCGCCCGGAGCCGGCGACGUACAACGUCUUCGCCUGGGGCCUUAACGACCCGUCUGAGGGCGGGCGCUCCAUCGAGAAGGAGAACUUCGACUCUCUCGCGUCCCCUGUUGGCUGGCACUCGCUUCCUUUCGCCAACGACCCUCAGGCGGAAAGCAUGCGCCUCCGCAAGGACACGCCCAAGUUCCGCAACACGUCUACGACGUACGGCAACAACGUCUUCGCGCAUGAGGACUGGGAGGGUCGUAACAACUGGGUGAACAACUACCGCCCGGAUGCGGGUUCGGGCAUGGCCUUCGACUACCCUUACAGCCCGAAGAAGACCGAUUCCGAGGAUGCGCUCGACGAGGCGAAGAAGUACAUCAACACCACCAUCGCUCAGCUGUUCUAUACGUCGAACAUGGUCCACGACCUCUACUACCGCUACGGAUUCACCGAGGUUGCUGGCAAUUUCCAGCAGCACAACUUCGGCCGUGGUGGCAAGGAGGGCGACGGUGUCAUCGCCAACGCACAGGAUGGCUCCGGCUACAACAACGCCAACUUCAUGACGCCGCCCGAUGGUCAGAACGGCCGCUGCCGCAUGUACCUCUGGAACACCGCCAACCCGUAUCGCGACGGCGAUCUCGAGGCGGGCAUCGUCAUCCACGAGCUGAGCCACGGUCUGAGCACCCGUCUCACUGGCGGUCCCGCGAACUCGGGCUGCUUGGGCUGGGGCGAGUCUGGUGGUAUGGGUGAGGGCUGGGGCGACUUCCUCGCCACGACCAUCCGCAGCAACGCCACGUACUCCGACUUCCCCAUGGGUGCUUGGGCCGCGAACCAGCAGAAGGGCAUCCGCAACUACCCCUACUCGCUCAACGAGACCGUGAACCCGUCGGUGUACAAGACGCUCGACAAGCCCGGCUACUGGGGCGUGCACGCGAUCGGCGAAGUCUGGGCGCAGAUGCUCUGGGUCGUCUCGAACCGGCUCAUCGCGAAGCACGGCUUCGCGGAGGACCUCUUCCCGCCCAAGCCCCUCGCGGACGGCACGAUCCCGACGGGCGACUUCUACCGGCCCGCGUCGGUGGACGCCUUCGGCGCGCCGGCGCCGCUUGUGCCCAAGCACGGGAACUCGCUCGCGGUGCAGCUCGUGCUCGACGGCAUGAAGCUGCAGCCGUGUCGGCCGUCGUUCUUCGACGCCCGCGACGCGAUCCUCGCCGCGGACAAGACGCUCACCGGCGGCGAGAACUUCUGCGAGAUCUGGGAGGCGUUCGCGAGCCGCGGGCUCGGCGUCGACGCCAAGGUCGAGGGCCGCACGCCGUGGGGCGGAGGAGUGCGCACCAACGGCUACGUCGUCCCCGCGCAGUGCACGUCCGACGCGCCGGCGCCGACCGACCCGACGCCGGGCGAUGGCGACGACGACGACUGGCCGUUGGUCGCGUGGGUCGUCCAGAAGGCGACGUCCUACAUGUGGACGUGGCCGCUCUGA
Molecule: messenger RNA, 2493 nt
Organism: Epithele typhae
Lineage: Eukaryota; Fungi; Basidiomycota; Agaricomycetes; Polyporales; Epitheliaceae
Product: Fungalysin metallopeptidase-domain-containing protein
Exons: 3
Coding region: 1-2493 (830 amino acids)
Molecular function (GO): metalloendopeptidase activity; zinc ion binding
Source: RefSeq, a predicted model, not a curated record